AUGGCUGCCCUGACGACAGUCGUCGUGGCGGCGGCGGCCACCGCUGUAGCUGGGGCUGUGGCAGGGGCGGGCGCGGCCACCAGCAGCACGGGCGUGGGAGCUGCGCCGGCGUCGCAACAGGUAAAUCUAGAAGUUUCAGGUGCUGCUGUGGUGCUGGGCGUGGGCCCCGGUGGAGUACAAGCCCUGGAGGCAGGACGGGGCACCCCAGCGCUUUCUGAACAGAAUGAUGGCAGUUUUAGUACUUUAGGUGGAAUUCGAACUUUUCAGCUUCAGAACUGGAAGCAGAAAGCUAUUCGAACUAAGAAAGCAGAAUUCAUACGCACAGCUGAAAAAUUUAAAAAUCAGGUUACUAACUUAGAAAAAGAGAAACACAGUCAUUUCUACAACCAAAAGAAUGACUUCAAAAUUGAGCAUAGUGUGCUUGAAGAAUUGGAAAAUAAAUUGAUUAUCAGCAGGAAAACAGAAAUUGUUGAAAAGCUCAGAGAAAUGAUGGAAGAAAUUGAAAAUGCAAUUAACACUUUUAAAGAAGAGCAGAGGUUGAUAUAUGAAGAGCUUAUUAAAGAAGAGAAAACAACUAAUAAUGAAUUGAGUGCCAUAUCAAGAAAAAUUGACUUAUGGGCUUUAGGUAAUUCAGAAACAGAGCGAGCUUUCAGAGUGAUGGCAAGCAAAGUUCCUGUAGACAAAGUAACAUCAAGUACUCUUCCCAAAGAAGUAGUAGAUUUUGAAAAAUUCCUUCAGCAAACAGGAGGGCGACAAGGAGGCUGGGAUGAUUAUGAUCACCAGAACUUUGUAAAAGUGAGAAACAAAUACAAAGGGAAGCCAACAUUUAUGAAGGAAGUUCUAGAGCACCUUCCUGGAAGAACACAGGAUGAGGUUCAACAGCAUGAGAAAUGGUAUCAGAAAUUUCUGGCUCUAGAAGAAAGAAAAAAAGAGUCUAUUCAAAAUUGGAAAACUAAAAAACAGCAAAAAAAGGAGGAAAUUUUCAAGUUAAAGGAAAAAGCAGAGGAUAUGCCUGUGCUUUAUCACAAUAAACAAGAAAGUAAUCAAAAGCAAAAAAAGGAAGAAAGGAAGAAACAGAAAUUGGCAAUUGAAGCUUGGAGAAAACAGAAAAGCAUAGAAAUGUCAAUGAAAAAUGCUUCUCAGUUAAAAGAUGAGGAAGAGAGAGAAAAAAAACAGCAGAAAGAGCGUCAACGCCAAUCUAAACUAAAAUUGCUACUGGAAAAUUAUACCCAGCAGAAGAAAGAACAGGAAGAAUUCUUGAGGCUUGAAAAGGAGAUAAGAGAAAAGGCAGAAAAGGCAGAAAAAAGGAAAACUGCUGCUGAUGAAAUUUCCAGGUUUCAAGAAAGAGAUUUAUAUAAACUUGAACUGAAAAUUCUAGACAGACAGGCAAAGGAAGAUGAAAAGGUAGAAAAACAACGAAGAUGGGCAAAAUUAAAAGAAAAGGUUGAAAACAAUGUUACUAGAGAUCCUUCUAGGCUUUACAAACCUACUAAAGGUUGGGAAGAACGGACCAAAGAGAUAGGACCAACAGGGUCUGGGCCACUUCUAUAUAUCCCACAUAGGGCCAUUCCAAGCUGGAGAAAAGGAUUAUAA
Orycteropus afer afer is the source of this 1593-nucleotide messenger RNA. It is a transcript of the gene CCDC112, whose product is annotated as coiled-coil domain containing 112. The transcript is spliced from 9 exons. The record is from RefSeq and is a predicted model, not a curated record. Lineage: Eukaryota; Metazoa; Chordata; Mammalia; Tubulidentata; Orycteropodidae. Bases 1 to 1593 code for a protein of 530 amino acids.